Messenger RNA from Penicillium nucicola, 729 nucleotides. Its product is annotated as DUF2458 domain-containing protein. NCBI's taxonomy places the organism in Eukaryota, Fungi, Ascomycota, Eurotiomycetes, Eurotiales, Aspergillaceae. Bases 1 to 729 code for a protein of 242 amino acids. The transcript has 3 exons. The record is from RefSeq and is a predicted model, not a curated record.
AUGGCGGAGAAUCUAUACAAUCCCGCCGACCUCAACUCGGUCCUCCGGACUCUGUCUAAUCUAGCUCCUCAAGGCAGCUCUCAGGCUACAUCACAGCCUCCUCACUCAUCUAGCCCUGCUCCAUUGCACCGCCCAGAACAGCCACGCCAGCCGCAACCUCGGCCUCCGCGGCCUUCCAAUGGCCUUGCUGAUCCGUCCAAUAUCACCACUUGGCCUGCUGCACUGCGACAUGUCAUGCGUACUGUGGGCCACAAUGAAGAACUUCAACACCGCAUCCGCGGAAUGAUUCGAAGCCAACAUCACCAUGAGCGCCAAUGGUUCAGUGCUCGUGAGGCAUUGAUCAAACAGCAGCGAGGGCGCCCCGAGAAACAGAAAGAGCUAGAUGCAGUUCUUCGAUCAAUCGGUGCCCCAGUGGACACAAAAGAAGCAGCUACGGCCGAGCAAGACUUUGCUAUUGAAAUAGCAGCCUAUGAUGCCAAGGUCCACAGGGCUGCUUCCCAGAUGAGCAAUGCCCUUACGUCCGAACUGCGUGGUUUCGGAAUACCUUUCUUCAAGAUCCAUCCGAAUCUGAUCCAGGACUCUUCGACUGAAGCAGGGACCUCUAACUCGGGUUCUACCAAAACCCAGGAAUCAGAUAUCACGGGAGCUACGUCGCAGAUCACGAAGUCCGAGCUUGAAGCGCUGCAACAGCGCAUGUUAGAUCUGCUGGAAGAUCUGUGUAAGGAGUGA